This is a messenger RNA of Triticum aestivum (bread wheat), 2049 nucleotides long. Its product is annotated as protein FLX-like 1. The transcript has 5 exons. NCBI's taxonomy places the organism in Eukaryota, Viridiplantae, Streptophyta, Magnoliopsida, Poales, Poaceae. The record is from RefSeq and is a predicted model, not a curated record. Bases 361 to 1812 code for a protein of 483 amino acids.
UUGCAGCGCUAUUCCCUCAAGGGAGCCUCCCCACCCCCCCAAAAAAAGCGAGCCUCCCUCCCGAGCGCGACAGCUAGGGUUCCUAGCAGCCGCCACCGCUGCCGGCCCGCCGCCGCGGCGCGCCCAGCCGGCCGAACCCUCCGCUGCCCCGCCACCGGUACAGGAUCCCAGCAGCGCCUCCCUCCGUCAAGCAGCCGCUCCCACCAGCGGCGCCCCCCUCCCUGGAGCAGGCGCUCCUGCCCAGCAACGCUGCCGCCCGGAGCUACGCCGGCGACCAGUCCGUAGGCAGGGCAUCAACAUUGUCAAUUGGAGGGGCUUGGAACUGCUUCGGAAUCCACAGUAGAGCAAACACGAAGGAUAAUGGCUCAUCGUGGACACCUAGAUGGACUAAUGCGCCGUGGUGCAUUCUCUGGAGCCGGCCUCUCUGGCCGCCAGCCUUUGGAGCCUUCUCCUGCCACCAUACUGGAGAUCCUGGAAAACAAGCUUGCCGUGCAGACCGCAGAGGCAGAAAAACUUAUCCGAGAAAAUCAGCGAUUGGCAGAUAGCCAUGCAGCCUUGAGAAAGGAUAUUAUUGACACUGAGACAGAAAUGCAAAUGAUUCGCACCCACCUAGGUGAUGUCCAGGUAGAGACUGAUAUGCACAUGAGAGAUUUGGUGGAGAGAAUCAGAUUAAUGGAGGCAGACAUACAGGCUGGUGACGCAGUGAAGAAGGAACUUCACCAAGUGCAUAUGGAGGCAAAGCGACUUAUUACUGAAAGGCAGAUGCUUACUAAUGACUUAGAGGCUACGACUAAAGAACUACAGAAGUACUCUGGUGACAAUAGUAACCUUACUGAAUUGGUUGCGGAGCUAGAUGGUCUACGGAAAGAGCAUCACAGUCUAAGAUCUGCCUUCGAGUAUGAGAAAAACACAAACAUCAAGCAAGUUGAGCAGAUGCGGACCAUGGAAAUGAACUUGAUAACCAUGACUAAAGAGGCGGACAAGUUACGAGCUGAUUUGGCAAAUGCUGCAAACAGAGCACAUGCAGCACAGGUUACACCUCCACAGCCUGGGACAGGACAAGCUGCAGCGGCUUCAGCAGCCACAAAUCCAUAUGCAAGUGCAUAUACCAGUCACCCCUCUGCAUAUCAGCAAGGAACUUCCCAAGCCGCGGCAUACCAGCAAGGAACUCCCCAAUCCGCGGCAUACCAGCAAGGAACCCCCCAAUCCGCGGCAUACCAGCAAGGAGCCCCCCAAUCCGCGGCAUACCAGCAAGGAGCCCCCCAAUCUGCGGCAUACCAGCAAGGAGCCCCCCAAUCUGCGGCAUACCAGCAAGGAGCCCCCCAAGCCGCGGCAUAUCAGCAAGGAGCCCCCCAAGCUGGAGCAUAUCAGCAAGGAGCCCCCCAAGCUGGAGCAUAUCAGCAAGGAGCCCCCCAAGCUGGAGCAUAUCAGCAAGGAGCCCCCCAAGCUGGAGCAUAUCAGCAAGGAGCCCCCCAAGCUGGAGCAUAUCAACAAGGGACAUACGGUUACCCAACAGCCUAUGAUUCUGCCACCGCUUACCAGCUGCAUGCUAAUGCGUAUGCUAGCUAUUCUGGCUAUCCAGUUGCAGGCUAUGCACAACCCAGCUAUCCUGGCACGUACGCUGCACCUCAGCAGCACCCAGUAGCCAGUGGCGCGGCUACUGAUACCACAAGCGCGUACGGUGCCGCUGGCAGCACGGGAUAUCCUGCUGCACCGGUUCAGGCAAGCAGCGGGGCUGCUAACGCGGGGCAAGCGGCGCCGCCAGCUUCUUAUCCUGCAACAUAUGACCCAACCAAAGCAGCCCAGAGGUGAAAUCCGGGGUUGUAACCUGAAGAUGGCCUGUGUGCCUGCAAAUUUUAUCAAAAAAAUUCUCAGGCCUCUUAUUUCCUUCAUGUACAUUCAUUCACUCACUGUAGCUUUAUGCACACCAUGAGCCGCUGAGAGUCGCAGCUUAUGGUCUGAGUCUUGAAUUGAUUUGUAUCUCUUGUUUUGCUUGAUGGUUGAAUUGAUAGGCGCAGCUGUUGGUUAAUAUCAGGGAUGUUAGAAUGA